AUUUAUCCAACAAUCAACUUUUAACUGAUGAUACUUUAAAAGAAUUAGGAAAUUCUUGUCCAGAUCUUACACAUUUACAAGUUAAUGAAUGUACAAAUUUCACGGAUAAUGGAUUCAUAUAUAUCUCAUCAAAAUGUACAAAACUUGAAGUGAUUGAUUUAGAAGAUUGUCCAUGUAUUAACGAUGAUGUUCUUCGAUCAUUCGCCGCUUACCUUUCAGAUCUUAAAGAGAUUUGUUUAAGUUAUUGUGAGCUUAUUACAGAUGACGGUGUAAACACUCUUUUACAACAAUGCACAAAAAUAUCUCAUAUAGAUCUUGAUCAUUGUCAAUUGCUAACUGACGCAGUUUUACAUAAUCUUUCUUUAUUAUUGAAUGAAGGUAGGGUUGAUUACAUGGAAGUAGAAAUAUAUGAUUGUCGUAAUAUUUCUAUUUCAGCGGUUAGGGAAACUGUAAAAAAAGCUACAGAUUCCGGUGUGCUACUAAAGCUUAAAGGAUAUUAUUCGUGGCAGGCUAAUAGUAAUACAGAUUCCGAUGACGAUGAUAAUAGGGGAAGAAAUGGUGGAUCUAGUUGG
Molecule: messenger RNA, 572 nt
Organism: Dentiscutata heterogama
Lineage: Eukaryota; Fungi; Glomeromycota; Glomeromycetes; Diversisporales; Gigasporaceae
Source: the annotation of a GenBank genome assembly